This is a messenger RNA of Dicrocoelium dendriticum, 1511 nucleotides long. The record is from the annotation of a GenBank genome assembly. Lineage: Eukaryota; Metazoa; Platyhelminthes; Trematoda; Plagiorchiida; Dicrocoeliidae.
AGGUGUCAAUCGAGAACUAUGCGAUGCGAACGACAAUCUAUGCGCAGUAUUGGAACGCAACGCCGAUGUGGUGGAGAGAACUUCCGGAAUCCGUGAGGCCACCACCGCGUCCGCACUUCUACAUUCUAGUUUCAAACAAUUCUUGCAGCAGUAUCAAUCGCAUACGGAUAAAUUAAACGGUUCCGGCUUACGGAUGGCCCACCUGGAACGCACCGCCUCCAUUCAGUCGGAUGCAACCGACUUUACAGCGGCAGAGCCUUUGGGACCAGCAUUUCGCUCGACGCCCAACGAAUUCUUCCGACGAAAGAGUAGUGUGCAGCGUGCACAAUUUGGCACCAUGUGGCAAAUGGAAGCAAAUACCGUUACGGCAGGGAACAGCGGAGACUCGUUUCACGAAGAUAGUGGACUUUCGAGCCUCCGGGACGCACCUGAAGUUGAGUCAGAGGUCGAGUUGGAGUCUAACAUCGGAUCACCGUACUCCCAUAAAAUGACUGACAACUCAGCAGAACUAAUGAAGAAAGCGAGACGUUCCACACAUCGACAAGCAAGUGUAGCCGAAGUCUCAGCUUGUGAGCAAGACCCACACGCCGUCAGCGUUAGCAUGCACGGAGCCCCGGUAGAACGACGCAUGGUAUCACAAGCGGGCUCAACGGGUCAGCCAAAGACGUACGGUCCUGUGGCUUCUAAAGCAGCCCCAGUGGAUGAGAAACUUCGCAUCUUCCGCGUGAUGUUGGCUGGAGACUCGGCAGUGGGGAAAACAAGCCUGCUUCUUCGUCUUUGUGACAAUGCAUUCAACGGGAAAACAGUUUCGACCAUAGGGAUCGAUAUGAAAAUGCGUCGCAUAACGGUCGACGGGCGAUCGACGGUGUUACAGUUGUGGGAUACGGCAGGUCAGGAAAGAUUUCGCAGUAUCUCCGCGAGCUUCUAUCGAAAAGCCGAUGGCAUCUUAUUGGUGUACGACUGCACCUCUGAGGCAUCCUUUCUGAACACCAGGGAAUGGCUGAGUACAAUACAGGAAAAUGCCGGAAAGGAAGUGCCGGUGGCAAUAGUAGCCAACAAGAUCGACCUACGUGAGCGGCACGAACAACUGGGCUCGCGAUGUGUGAGCUAUGAGGCUGGACGGAAACUGGCCCAAGAAAUCGGAGCACUCUUCUUUGAAACGAGCGCUGUCACUGGAGCGAAUGUGAAUGAAUGCGCAACGGAGCUAACCAGGCUACUUUGCGCCCAAGAGGAUUACAAUCUGCGGAGGCCACAAUUGAAAUUCAACGCUACAAUCAAACCCCGAAAUAACAAUUGUUGUAACACCUGAAACAUCUCAAGCCUUUAUCUAUCGAAGCAUUAUUAUCGGCUUUAUAUAUCACAAUCCAUUUCCCUCAUCCACCUAAUAUUCGACUCGGCUGUCAUUUCGAGCCAACAGAUUAUCCCAAGAUCUAUUCACACCGUACUCUUUUGGACACUGCAUCUAUCAUUGUCCGUUAUUUCGCUACUUGAGAUGUUUAAAUAGACGUAAC